Aphanomyces invadans is the source of this 7969-nucleotide messenger RNA. RefSeq lists its product as hypothetical. The record is from RefSeq and is a predicted model, not a curated record. Gene Ontology annotation, molecular function: protein binding. The coding region runs from base 43 to 6936 and encodes 2297 amino acids. NCBI's taxonomy places the organism in Eukaryota, Oomycota, Saprolegniomycetes, Saprolegniales, Verrucalvaceae. The transcript has 32 exons.
GUGAAACCGCCCGAUAGACGAACUCGGGCCAACGCAAACUCCAUGCCCCAUGAAGUGCACAGGAUGCCAAAACGCUAUGCUUCCAACAUGCACGAUACGCUCCAGCAUCGGCAUGAACUGUUAUGCUGUCCUGGGAUUCCAGUUCGAGCGGUUUGCUACGACACUGUACGCCAUCACAUCUUGACAUAUACCAGCUACGACAUGCCACCGAGCCCAUCGAAAAAUCCAUUGAUUCCAAAUCCCAUUAUGACGGAGCAUAGUGUUCGGUUGUACUCGUUGAAGCGUGAGAUCAAACGCAGAAGACUGUUUCAAGACGACGUGGCUCAAUUUGCACCAAACGCGGUGAAGAUGCAAAUGAUGUUCUCCCGCGCGACCGAUGUCUUUGUCUGCGUGUACACCAUGCUGCGCGACGAUGUUUGUGGCAUUGAAAUAUUGGAGCCUGCGACGUUGGACAAGCUAUACCUGUUCCGCGGAGGGGGAGCCAAUUUGAUACAAUGCGCAGCGCUUGAAGAUGAAAAGAGUGAUCUGCUCGUUUGCAGCGAAUUCCCUGUCGUGAACAACAAACAGGCGUUUGUCUAUGUGAUCGAAGUGUGGGGGCUCGCACGAAAGUCCACUGCAACCGACAAGGACUCGCUCUCGCCAAUCGACGUGCAGCCCCGGCCUUCACUGGCCCCAUCCAAGCACCAAGUGACUAUGUUCACUGCAAGCCCGAAUCGUGUGUUUGGCGUCGUCAUUCCAAAGCCCACGGAAGAUUCCGCCCUCGAUCGCGACCAGCAACUGACCUCUUUGGUCGCAUGGGACCGAGGCACCAGGCAAAUCAUCAAAGUUCAAAAUGGUUUCGACAAUGCCCAGCGACUCACCGCCCUCCAACUAUCCAAGUGUGCCCAGUGGCUGUUCUCGGGCCACUGGAACGGCUCGCUCAACAUUUGGAACGUAGGAUAUUCUCUCUCCCGGCUGUACCAAAUUGGCCCCGGCGGCAAACCGUACAAAUGCCUUCGUGGCGAAUGCUUGCACGUGGGCGGGUUAACGAGCAUCCUUCCCCAGCCCAAAAUCGACAACGACAAUUCGACCGAGAUGGAGAUGGAUAUCUUCACCACUGGAAAGGACGCGUGCGUGCAACAGCACCGAUUUCGGACCGUGCUACACGGCGAAGGCGACAUCGACGUGCAGUUUGACAAGCUGGGCGAGUUUGACCCCGUCGCACGUGUCGGCGGCAAGGGCAAGGCGCCGCGUGUGUUUUGUGUGCCUGUGGCGGUCGAGAUGGGCCAUUUCACCGAGCACUUGCUUUUGGUUGCAGCACGAGACAUUGUGCAUGUGCUCAAGAUUCAAACGCUAGCCGAAUCGGUGCUAGCGCUGCAGCAGAACGCGCACUAUUCUCCCUUGACAUUUGUGCACACCGCCAUCAGCCAGCCGAUUUCGCCGCCGAUUGCAGCGGCCUUGGCCAGCGAUAACACCGUGACGGUGCUCUCGCUUCCAUCUGCGACGUCGAGCCAGACCGUGACACCAUGCCUGCCCUCUGCUUCUAUAUCGGCCUUGAUUGUGCACGAGCACUACAUCAUCCUGGGCUGGUCCACUGGUGCCGUCCACGUGUACGACAAUUUGAAAUUCGUGGGAAGCGCGCAAGAUCCAACGUUUACCACAAGCGUGACCUCAAUCGUCGUGAUGAACAUUCCAGUAUGGAAAGCGCGCAAGCCCCUGGCCCACGAGUCGAUGUGGGGCGGGAAGCUUCGGUCGUCCAAAGCGCUGGCGCCGCUGCCGCGCACAAACGACGCCGAAGCGGGUACAACGUGUAUUUUUGCGGCGUCGGGCGAUGGAUUUGUGUUGGCAUGGCGUCUGCCGUCGUUCCAAAGCGCCGUCGUCGCGGAAGCCACGGUGACAUGGAGGGGUCAUAGCGCGACAAUUCAGAGUCUGUUACCGUUUUCCAUCGGUGAAAACCACCAUGCUCUCGUCUCCAUCGCGAGCAACGGCCUCAUUAAAGUGUGGAGUGUCAACCCCAUGGCCGAUGCGGCCCCUCCGUUGCUGUCGCAAUAUGCCGUGCCGAGUCGGGCCAACGGCGCUGUCACGGCCACGUGCCUCCUCGAGCAAGACGACCACAUUCACUUGUUCGUGUGCGGAUUUGAGAACGGCAGCAUUGCCAUUCACCAAGUGGAUUCCCACAUCCAAGGCGCACGGGUAUGGGACAUGAACUGGACGUUGUUGGCAGCGGCCGACCCGCAUCAACGACGCGUGUCAUGCAUUCGGUCGGUGCCGCACCCGGGCCAGCUCAACCCUCCGUCCAACAUUGUGAUGCACUGCUCGUUCGCCUCGGCAUCGUUUGACGGCCACGUGAUUGUGUGGGCAUUGGAUGGCGUCCACCAGGUCCUGCAUGAACGGCGGUACUUUGAAUUCCACGGCCCGGUGUUGGAUGCAUUUGUCCACGACGAGUCGCUAAUCGUGACGCUGCCAAACGAGCUCUGCCGGGUCAAAUACGUCUCGAGCCUGCGCGCGGCAACGUUUGGCGAGAAGCCGGCCCGCCACCUGCACCCGAUCACGUUGCCGACUGAAACCCACGGGGCCACGGCAGAGACAGCGAUGGCCAACGAGUCCCGCCUCCAGCACAUCGAGUGCCACAUCGCAAUACAUGAUCGCGAUAAGUCCUUGCCGGAGGCGUGCCCCGACAGCCUCUCCCUGGCAUACCCUGCAACCCAAAGCCCGUCGGACCACGAUGUGAUGGCCGAAGCCAUUCGGGAAUUCUUGGCGAGCACGCACUCGGAGCACCAGUUCGACGACGAACACGCUAUCUUGCUUUCCGCGACGGAUCUGCGACGAGUGUACAAGAUUUGGCGCGCGCUGUCACCAGCAACGACUGCGGCGUUCUCGGGGAAGCGGUUGGCGCAGUUCCUGAGCUCGAAUCACUUGCUGCCGGCGUCCAAGCUGACGUGGGCUCAGGCCGUGGAUGCGUUGACGUGGUGCAACACGGCACCAUCGACGUCGUCGGCCGCCGCCGUCCACCGCCGAUACGACGCCAUGGGCCAAACAAAACGUCUUGUGUCGUUCAAUUCGCUUGGCGAAAAGUCCGUGGCUUCCGUCAGCGUCGCCAGCGCUCGGACGGCGCCACAGCCGUGUCGGCCGGUGGCGUCCGUGCCGUCGCAUACGGUGGAUCCCCGCGUUGACGUCCCGACCACCUUGAAACGAGCCAUCUUCUUGCCGCGAGAACUCCAACGUUUCUGGCGAGACGACUCGUGCUGGUGCACUGGAGAGCUGGUGCUUCCAUCCCAGCAGGCCGUCGAUCGAGAUGACCCGGUUCGUCGUCCGAGAUGCCCCACGUGCCGCAAGCGGCUCCAUGUUGUGGCUCCAGACUCGAUGCUUCCCGUGCGAUCUGUCCUGUCGACCAUCCAUCACGUGUACAAGUCCGCUCAGCUCGAAAAGGAACACCAGCAGUCCUGGCACAACAUCUCGCUUGGCCCGCUUACCUACGCCUUGUUCAAACCAAAGUAUGGCAUGCCAGCCGUCGUCGAGCACAAACUCGAGUGGUUUUUUAUCUCGGUGGCCGUGUACUCGCCUUCCUACGACGCUAUCCGUGCAUUUGGACAGUGUUGCGACAUCUUUCACGCCACCCCGGCGGUCCCGCCGUGGCUCAUGCACCUGUACGUGGACGGGUACUACUGGCUACAAGCCCAUGGGCUCGUCACUCUCGGCGACCCCAUGCCGGGGGCCCACCACACGUACGGCGUCGACGUUGCCCACGGAGAGAAGCACGCGUGUUGGGAAAUGGUCUCAACGGAUGCAUGCCGCAUGUGCUGCCAACAUCUCCUCGUCUAUCCGCAUGUCCCGCCCAAAUUUGUCGCCAACGUACUGGACGCAUCCGACGCGAAAGCCAUUCGUGGGAACGUUGAAAUGCACGCGUUCUUGGUUGAGUGGAUCUCUGAAUGGGAAGCCACGUCCGUGGCGUUUGCAAGGUCGGAACGCGAUCUGUUUGGGCCACGUACUAUGGCGUCCAUGGCCGACGAGUUGACAAAGUUGCGGACGCUCUUGGAGUGCUUCAUCUACUACGACCGGCGUCGAGACGGGUGUGUGGACCACCACACGUUUGGCACGAUCAUUCUUGGCAUGCUGGCCUUGUGGCCGCCGGUGGACGACGCGUGCGACGUCGCAGAGCACAUUCAAGGACUGGUCAACAGAUACCAAGACCACGAACGCGACGGCGCCGUGUGCUACCUCGACAUGUUCUCGCUGCUCUACGUCGUGGCGCUCAAGGCACACAAGUACUUGCCUUUCCCCGAUAUCCUCGACUUUAGCUGGGGGUACAAGCUCGAACUCGACGACGCAUAUCGAGGCAACGUCGUCGCGUUCAUGCAAAACUACAUGUUUCAAGAGCCACCGGCGGGGGUGCUCGACGUGGGGAAAUUGAACGGCGGCUCGAGCCAAAGCUGGCACCGCCACUCGACUGGCACGUUCCACUGGAAACACACGGUCGUGGCGGGUCCAGAUGCUGUCGACUCGGCCCUGCGAAUGGAGCAUCUCGCUGUGCAUGUGGGCCACCCAGCGCUGCGCGAGCGUGCGGAGCAGCACGAUGCAAAACCCUCCAAGCACGACGUUCCGCCAGGUCCAUACAUUCCAGAUGGAGUGCUGCCAACGAAUUCGCAUGCGCUGGACGCCGCGCUCUUGCGAGAGCUGAUUGAUACAACCGUGGCCACUACUACGGCGACAUCCCCAGUACCACGACGAUCUGUCGACAACAUCGCCGAGCGACCCCGGUCGCUCGAAACCAAACCAACGAUCGUCGGCGCGAAGACCUUUUCUACGCUUUACGUGCAAUUCCCAGACACCGCGCCUUUCAAAACGAUGUCGACAGGCUCUCGCACAGCACAGCCCGUGCGUCGUCGAGCUCCGCGCGACAACGUGUCGUCGAUUGAAUCGGUGGAAGUCGAUGGGUCGCCGGCCCACGUCCACCGAGCUUGGCAGGCCACUACCGACGGGCGAGCCCUUGACGUCGCCGCGCCAGGGGUGGAGUCGCGUCGUACCGGCAGCACGUCGUUUUCCAACCACGUUUCCAUCGGCACGUCGCGUACUUUGACAAGCCGCGACGACCCGUUCGUGCCAACGAUGGAUACAGUCAAGAGCAUGGAUUUGGCGGGAGCAGUCGCCGAUAGCCAGGAUGAUGGCAGCGUCGGAGCGCAAGUGUUGUCCUGCGACGUCGCCCCCGUUGGCGAGGUCAUCUCGCCACACUUGGACAAAUCGGACGAUGUCGUCACGUCUGGUGUGGCAGAGGCACCGUCCGUAGGCGGCUUCCACCCAGACUCGACUCGCGUCGACAGCGAUCACGACGACGACGUGCAGCUCGUUGACGUCGACGCGUAUAUUCCCGCCGACGACUUGCACACACACGCACCACAAUCAGCAACGCCGUUGCCAUGCCAAGCGGCAUCGUCCACAGAUAGUUCGCCACGCGUUCCGACUGGGAGCCGUCGGAACAUGGCGGCAUCCCUUCAAGCGGAGCGUCAAGAGUCGAUGCACGUGCUGCAAUUCGCUCUGACCGACCUGCACGCAUCGGACCGAGGAAGCGCUUCCGUCCAAACCGGUCGAAGCAUUCCUGGUCCAUGCACAGACUCGUACCGUUCGCCGCUCGCCACACCCGGCAACUCGAGUCCGUCGAGUCGCGUCGACAAUAUCCCGCACAACUUGGAACUGGACAGCUUGAUCCAAGUUGCAGCCGUCGUCGAUCCAUUCCUGGACGCCAUCGUGCUGCCGCUACCACCGUCCAUGUUGGACUGCUUGACGUCGCCGUUGCAAACUUGUCUUGGGUUGGGCAAAGCGUGCGCCGCCCCGGUUCAGCUCACUCGAGUGUAUUCGAUCGUGGAGAAGCACGAGGUGCAGCCCCAUGCCGCAACCAGCAGCUCGGCCAACCCGUCCCAUCACGGCGGCCGCUCCGACGUGGCUACGACCGAGCUAGAGUCCAUCGAGUCGGACGAUGAAGACGGGGGCACGAGUGACGGCGAGUCGUCCGAUGAAGAAGACGACGAUGGCGAUGUGGGUGAGACAGAUAUCAACGGAGUCGACACCGUCGAACCGACGAUGAUCUCGCGGGAUGAUGCAUCCCAACAUCGUCCCAAGAGCGACGCAGAGAGUACUCCUUCGACCGAAACCAGAGCCACGGGGACCAACGCAAUCGAACACACAAACAUCGUCGACGCGCAGCGACACAAGGCCCGUGCGCAGCGGCCCGACAUGAUGGCAGCGCCGGGCAAGCAGCCGGAAGUAGCGCCCAUCGUCGCCACUUCGACGGAAGCCAUCAAACGGCGAGAGUUUCUCUUUAGCUAUCCUGUGCAGCUAAACGUCCACGACCUGUACAAGGCGCGAUCUCGUCUUCACGCGCCGCAGUGGACUCCGCAGGAUGCGUCCGACGAGGAAGACGACGAUGCCAUGACGCACGUGACGACUUACGACGACUCGGCGUUUACAGACGACGGCGUGAUAGCCGCUGGGGACGUUUGCCUGUCGCCCCGCUUGGAUCAAAACAUCACGUCCAGAUGGGCGCGUGUGUUUGAAUCGGCCGAACUCGACAUCCACACGCAGCUCACAGACGCGUUUGAUGCAGUCCAAGUCGACGCGGCCGCGUCGUCGCCGCGGCAUGGCCUUGCCAACGCAGAAGCUGCCGCCGACGCGUCGAGCGCGGCGUCGAUUCGAUGGAAAACGAAGCGCCGGACGUCCAUCUUUCGAACGGACCGGGCGACGCGCGAGGCGUGCUGCCACCCGACGCCCCUUGUCCUCGGCGAGUCGAUCACGGACAUUGUGCAUUCGAACCAGGUGCGCCAUUACGUGUACGUCAACUCGAUUCCCGACGGCAUCAUCACGUUCAAAUUGACGUGCUCCAACGACGCGGUCGAUCUGUUUGUGGCGUGCUCGACAACGGCUCCGUGUUCGACCGAUUGCGACUGGCGCGACGUCGACCCAUGAAAAGCGAGUUGUGAUUUACCCCACCGACAAAGCCAUCCAGGCCCAUCGCAUGCUGUACGUGGCGGUAGGCGGCCUUGACGGCAGCGACGUGAACGCUCCGUUCGCGCUGUGCGCCAUGUCGUCGGGCCAUGCGGUGUCCACAAGUCGAUCCAUCGACCACGUCGACCGCUUGAUCACGCAAUUCCAUGCGCUGGCCAACUUGGUACGUCGUCGUGUGCGCGGCGGUGGUGUCGUCCUGUUUUAGCCCGUGGUCGGCUAGGUGGCAAAGGACAUGGACAACAGCAACCAAAACAACGACAAGGGCGACGAGUACUUGAGCCUGACGCAGCACUACGCGACGAUCGCCAACCAGUCGAUGGGCCGGCGGGGGACCAUCGAGAUGGUCCACGAGAGCAUUCAGAACGAAGACGACGACGACGCGCCGCCGCCCGUUGCAGCACGUGACGACGGACAGCCCGUCGAGUCGACAAGCGCGCCGCCGCCGUCGACGACGAGCGACGACAUCCACGCGUUCGAAGUCCUCCUCGAACGAUUGACAAAGGUCAACGCCAGUCCGUCCGAUGCGAUUCCCACGACCCCCGGCGACGAUACCUUUCGGGACGCAGCAUCGGUCGAAGACGCGGUGGACGUCGUCGACGAAAACGCCGCGUUGCGAUCGAUGGUCCAGACCAUGGUCGCCGCCCGACUCGCCGACAACAACGCACACACGACUCGCCCUGCCCCCAAACGCAAACUCCGUCGACAGCGAACGCCACACGUGGUGGCGUAUAGCAUGGCUGGAGGAGGCCAUAGCAUGUAGCGCGUCACCUGCCACGGAGAAAACGAACCGUUCAUGAGGUUGAACGGCAUGACGUGGCAUCCUGGAUGCGAUCUUGGGGCGACGUAAGUCCAGGACAUGUUACAACCCCGAACCCCCCUCCCCCGUGGUUUCGCUCGGGUCAGUCAACGUCACGUCGACCCUGCCCCCCCCCUUACCCCUUGCAACGACCCCAGACGUAAACGAUGAAUUGUGUUUUUGAGGGAAUUGCCUCCA